AUGGACCUGCAGUCUCCGUCUGUGUUGGCACAAUUGCCCCGCCCCCUCCACGCCUCCUCCGGCAAGACUCGCAUUGGCGACGUCUACAGCCUCGCUGAUGCUAAAAAGCGCAAGCGUUAUGAGGUUGCUGUUGCGGUCGACGGUGAAGCCAUCAAUAUUUAUAAUGUGCAAACCCCCAAGCUCGUGACCUCGUACGCUGUUCCGCCGCAGUCGACGUUCUCUUGUCGCCCAUGCUCCGUUCGUCGGAAGAUCUCGAAAAAGUCGGUGGUGAAAAGGCAGACAUAUGCUGCUGCGAUAAAGCCAGAGCAUCAGAUUAAGUGCUUCGUGGAAGAAAUCAGCAACGGAUCAAGCGCACCGGCAAUUUCUUCGUCAACAGCCACCAUCACGGAUUCACGCAGCCCGACAACUUUUGUGGGAAUUAUUCCUCUUAGUGCAGAUGAUGAGAGUGAACUCGAUCCUUUCGAUGUCCUUGCAGUCCAUGAAGAUGGCCGUGUACGCAGAUUGUCAGCCGAUCUGAAAACCCAGCGUUGGAGUAUCCAACACAGUGAAAUCGCCAAGGUCUCUUCCACCCACGUCGUCAACACUUGUUUCUUGAUCGAUCUGGAAGAUGCGCGCAAGUCUUUGUUCAAGAGACGCCAGGACUUGGCUGCACUCGCUCUGGGCGACGAAGCGGUAGAUGGAACAAACGAGCCGUCCAUCUUGCUCGUUGUUUCGCACCCCAAGAAUGCCGAACGAUUUGCGCUGCAGGAUGUGAAUGUUCAGAUGUUCUCGGUGCCGGCCAAGUCAGGAUCUCAGGAAGAAAGCCAACGCCUCCGCCACCUCCAAACAAUUCAGGUACCCGGCCCAAGCGGAAUCGACAAAGUCAACAGCCAUAGCCUACAGUGGAACUUCCAUGCGGGAUCAGCGGGCCUACACCUUUCUUUUGACAAGGGAUUCAUCAACACAGACCUAUCCCAAUAUGCUCCAUCGGUGACAUCACAGUUUAUUCUUGAUGACGAGAAUUUCUCUUCCGUGAUGCGUGUCUCUCCCCAAUGUGUCAUUGGCGCCAGUGAUUCCUUGGUCGCACUUUACGAUACUCAAUACCAAUCCGUUCAGCGGAGCAUUGCUGCUGGUGAAGUCUUGUCUGGAACAGGUUCAAGUGCACCCAUCGCCUUCAUCAGUUAUUUUGCGAAGCUGGGAAUUGCAGUAGCCGUCAAGGGAAACACUCUUAUCGGUUUUGACUUAACUUCCCUUCACAGCAACUCCGGGCCUUCCCUCAAGCGAUCCCGCGAUGGCCUUCUCAUUGAUGCUAUUGGACGCGGCAUUGGCGCAUCUUCUGCACAGUGGGAUCUGGCAUCCAAGAAGCACCGAUCUGAGAAUAUGACUUCGCUCCACCUUACUUCCCCCGAACAGGUGGAGAAAUGGAAUCAGUUGACAAAAUCCGUGAAUGAAGCGACCACAUCCAAAAACACCAGUCUCUUCGAUAAAGCUGUGCAGUCCUACUUUGGCUCCACCCUACCUCCACGAGGACAAUACGUCAACCCCGAAUCAACCCUCUUCCUACUGUCCAAGAUCUUUACAGUUGAGAACUCUCUGACUGGAGGUGACGUUGUGUCGUCUCCAUCAUCUCAGUUGCGCAUUGUGCUUUGGCCUCGCAUCACUUGCGCCUGGUUGAUUUCCCUGGGUCAACUUUCUUCCGAUAAUGUCGAAAUCGCACUUCGGCGCACCUUGAAGCCGCGCAUCCUCCAGCCGCUAGCCACUGGAUCUUUUAUCCAGGCAUUUAUCGACUCCGAUUCAUCCCUGAAGAAUGUCAACCACGUCCUUAGUGGCCCUUCUGCCCUCUCCGCUGAUGAAUUGGCUUACGCAUUGAAGUACUUCUUGAUCGAGGCGCGUCAGCGUUCUGGUGCACUGGAGGAGACUACCCGAGCCAUCACCAAUGGCGAUAUUGCUACACCUACCCAGGAGCUUACACGCCACUUGGGAGACGAGACGGCCACCGUCAAAGCAGUCUUCAAGGGGCUGAACACCAGCAUUCAAAAGAUCCAUGCCCACCCUCUUUCAUCUGUCACAAAGGCUCUCCGCUCCAACCUGUCGCGCCAAGAACUUAUCUCCAUGAUUCAUCACCUUCGCCUUUCUCUCGCCACCGGCGGCUACAUGUCUCGGUUCUCCGAGAACCCUCCUACCCCCAUCACCAUUGAUCAGAUCACCCCUUCCCUUUCCCUCCAAACCAUCAGUGACAUGCUCACUUCCUCCGUUGAUGCCGUCGGUCCCUCCGGCUGGAUUUCCGCUCUCACCUCUGUGAACGACCUUGAUGAUGAGACCGACUCGACUAUUGCCGCAGCCACCCGCGAGAUGGAACUCAUUUCCGAUAUGCGAUCUGAGAUUUCAGCUACCUUGGGUGGUGUGGAGGAAGCAACCUACUUGAAGGGUAUCCUCCGCGAGUACCUGCGAUUUGCCGACCAAGUCACCACCCCGAAAUCUACUGGUGGAACUGCCGUUGCGAAGGUCGAGAAGGAGCCUACUCCUGGCCCAUCUCAUCUUGUCCGUCAUGAGAAGGUCAACGGCGCUGACCUGUUAAUCUUUGCUCGUCCCGGUGAGAGUGAGGAUGGUUAUGAUGGUGAUGCCAGUGGAAAGAUGCUGCCGCUGUCGAUGAAACCUGUCUCCACCGAUGUGUCUCGGACUAAGGUCAAGAAGUCAACGGGUGAAAGCAAGGCUCGCAGUAACCGUGAGAUCAGUUACAUGCGUCGCAAGGAGGUUGGCAAGUACUCUUUCGAGAGGCUUUUGGUAUAA
Molecule: messenger RNA, 2769 nt
Organism: Penicillium pulvis
Lineage: Eukaryota; Fungi; Ascomycota; Eurotiomycetes; Eurotiales; Aspergillaceae
Exons: 2
Coding region: 1-2769 (922 amino acids)
Source: RefSeq, a predicted model, not a curated record